CUUCCGGCGGGGACCUGCGGGCAGCUGUCGGGGAGGAGCCGCGGGCCUGUGACCGGGCGCCUGGGAAGGGGCGGACCGUGACUGGGUGUCGGGGGGCCCUGAGGGUAACGCAGGGUGAGCCCCUCCAGUUGACGGCCUUUAGUGUUUUCAGGAGUUCUCAGUGGGAAUGUGAGGUUCUGUUGGUGGUUGUCAUGGAAGUUAACAAGUCCUCGCCCACGGGGACUGUUAGAAACAUGGAGUGCGGCGGGUUUACGUGGAUCCCUGAGCGUUUUCUGUGUCAAGAUCCACCCGCGUUCACUGCCUUUCACAAAACACGCCUGACCAUUUUGUUUCUGGAAGUCGGGCGGUUCUGCAUUUUGGGCUUUUCCCUCCACUGAUGCUGGUGCUGCCGGGAUGACGCAGGAGGCUGCAGUUCCCUGGUGCCCUGAUGAGGCGGGUUGGGGCAGUGUGUUGAGGGCUCUGGAGAGGAGACUGGACAGGGCCCAGGUGCCAGCUGCCUCAGUCCUCUCAUGCUGGACCCUUCUACCUCUCCCAGUGCCACUCCAGAGUCCUUAUGCAUUUCUGAGAGCAGCAGACAAUGAAUCAAUCUCGGACCUGCCUGCUCCGGACGCGCGUUCCCCCAGGCCCUGGUCUGAGGACUCCCAGGGCGCUGUGCGAUGGGGUGACCCUCGGCCCCCCAGGCAGCGUGGGUGUGGCAGGACCGUGUGGCAGCACCUUCCGCCGGGCACCCUGGACACGGCUUGUGUAUCUGUCACCCGGCUUCGUCCUCCUGAUAUCGCAGCAGCUUGGCACGUGCCUGGCCGAGCCAUCCCUGUGCCUAAUCCUCGUCCUGCAAGCGGCCCCCCCCAGCCGUUGUCACCCACUCUUCUGUCUCAGGGACAGAAGUGGAGUGCCCCAGCAGAUGGCCAUCGUCCUGGUGGUGUGUGUGCUCUCCCUGCUCUUGGUGGUGACCGGGAGGCCCCUGGUGCUUUUCCUCUGACCACAGCACCACCGCCGCUGAGGGUUCUGCGGGUCAGUGAGGAGGUGACCGGGCCAGCUGAAGGACAGGCCACUGAGGCUGACCAAGUGCCCUCCCAGCACCUGUUGGGACAUUUGUUGCAUUUAACGUUUUGGUGAGGCUUUGCACCCGUGUCCCUGAACGAAGUCAUCUAUGCAAACGUUUUCCAUCCCUCUGGGGGGGGGUGGCCAGUGCUAGUAGCUUCCUGACCUGUGUCCUUGGGGCGUAGGAUACUUCUCCACAUACUGAACCGCCGUCUUGUUUCCAGAGGAUUCUCGUGUCUGUCGAGUUCGGGGUCGUGGCUGAGGACUCACUCACCCUUUCAUCUGCUUGUAGAGUCGGUUCCUUGACAUUUGGAAAGAGGCUGCCGCUGAGGGAUCACAUCCUGUAGCGAGGGAGGGCCCACUCUUGGCUCCAGUGCAUCUGUUGUAGUUUUUUAUUCAUCCUGAUGACGGAUUUUGUUGCUAGAAAAUCCUGCCACUCAGCCGUUCCCAUGUUUGCCUUAAUUUAUGUUACCCUUCCCUUUUUGGGUCAUUUGUAAGGGAGCAGUUUACUCUUCCUUUUUCCAAAUAAAGAACAUCAGGAUGGGUUUAUAUGCAUUUCCCUCCAGAUUUUGCAAUGUGUUUCCCAUUAUUAGGUCUUGGGUUUAAGAAAAUGUUUCUACUCUUUGUGUUAAUGUUGGGGUUGAAUCCUUUGUGUUGUCUGACUACAAAUUAUCCAGUGGUAGAACCAGCUUCGGCAGCUUCGUGAAGUUGGAUGCCCCAUGUUUUUUAUGUCACACCGUCCUGUUUGUAAAGCACAAUGACUGGACAGAGUCAAAAAGUCAUUUUCUUGAUUUCUGGCUUUGUGAAGGGAAUGUGGCCUCUCUGCUGCUUUCCCAAGCUUUCUGGAAGCCUUGGCUGCGGCCUGCGUGCAUCAUGAUGUACGUGUGUGUGUGUGUGUGUGUGUGUGUGUCGGACAUUUGAGGCUGAUUUUCUGUUUGUAGAAUCCUGAACUUGGCUUAAUUGCACUGUGCACACCUUUUUUUGGCCUGCCCUUGUCCCAAGCUCGUGAAGGUUAUGGGAAAACCUCUGAGGAUGAGUCUAUUUUUCUAUUUUUUGCUCUCUGAGCUCAGAAGCUGUGACUAUACAAAGUGUUGCUCUGCUGAGAAUACGGGAUUCACGCAAGAAACCCCAAAUAAACGGUGAAAGUGAAUCCCUUCAUGUCUCUUGACUGGGAUUCCAAGGCCUUUUCGUGAUAAAUGCUGGAGAAAUGAGCACAUACAGGCUUGAAAUGGGGGGGCUUCCCCACAUUGUGCUCCUGGGGUGCAGUCACCCCAAGAAGGGGCAUCUAAAGGGAAAGGACACAAAUCUGAUAGGGUCACUGUAUCUGUGUCCAGUUGCCUCCUGCCCCAUCCACCAGCAGCCUGUUACCACCCACCCUUUUGUGGCCUGCCCAUACUGCUGUCACACCCCAUUGUGCCCCCAUCCCACUGUGGCCCACCACUACCACUGCCACCCUGCAGGGGGGGGGGUGGGUCCUGGGCCAGCCAACUGGUCGACCUCAGCAUGGCACAGCAGCAGCCACCAAACCUCCCCCCAGCCCCCAGUAAGGAGAAGGGACCUUACAUUCCACCAGCCCCCUGCAACCCAGAAUAAGGCAACACACACCCCAGCCCUGAGGUGUUCAUUCUGUGCAACCUGGGAAGGAAAAAAGACAGCAAAGGAGAUGUGCAGUGGGGGGAGAGGGAGCAUUCCUACCCCCAUAGCCCCUACCAGGGGACAAGUGGGGAUGUGGGACUGGAUUGAGGGCACACAGCUCCCUUUUAUUGGCAGCUGAGCGUCCCCCUGGCCUCAAAGUCCUGCAGAAGUGACCACCCAAAGACAUGUGGAACAUAAAAGCACAAAGCAACACCCUCCAAACCACAUGUUGCUGCUUUCACUAAGGCAUCAGGAUAUGGGGAUCAGUCCCCAAUCACCACUGGGGACAGCCCCACAGAGGAGCAGAGAGUCCCCCACCCUUAAAACUGCACUUGGUCUUUUGCUCAUGGACUGGGUGACACAGAUGUGGGUGAGAUCCAGGCGAGGUGACAAUGCAGCUUUUAUUUUGAUGUUGAUUUUGCACUUUUCCUUCCAGACUUGUCUGGUUGUUUAUGACCCUUUUCUGUGGGUCCCCACUGGAAGAUGCUUUAGACUUGUGGCAGGCCUUGGGGCCUUGCUCUGGGCCAAUCCCAUUUGGAUGGACUUUUACCCACGAGGGGACAGGUCACUUUGGGUGCUUGAUUUAAAAACUAUAUUCUUUGCCUUUCCUGUGUUGUUUCCUAAUUGUAUUAAAGUUCCUUCCCAUUAAAGUCUCAUGUUUUGUGUUGAUGUGGCAGAUGGCAGAACCCAUUUAGAACAGGCAGGUUUGCAGGGUUCGGGCUGACCCUCUCCCUGUCCUAUAACAGAUUUGGGGCCCCACUUAGGGCUUGAUAUAAGGCCUAGCCAAGCCACAGCUUGAGAGAGCUAGUUCUGUAUAAGCAUUGUGCUAAACACCAUGUGGCCACAGGGUCCACCCUCAACAGCACACCCUCUUAAGCAGGGUGGCAUAAGGCUGCAGCCCAGACCCUCAAGGCAGGUUAGGGCCACAGGAAGCCACUGCCCUAUUUUCCAGGCAAGAGCCCAUGGCUCAUUUUAGUCUUGAACCAGGCCCCCAACAUGUGGGGCACAUUAUAGGCACAACCCACUCCACCAGGUCUUGGGAAGCCUGCAGGCAAACUUAGAGCCCUGCCCCAUAAGCAAUGGCCUGAGUCACCACCACAAUCUCAUCCCACUGAUGAGCACAGGCAUAGCACAGUCAGCCCAGCCCACACCACUGGUUGGGGUUAUCCUGAGUAAAAAUGGUACCUUGUAAGGUGCCAUGUGAGAUGUGGGGCCUGCAGACAGGAGCCACCACCCCCCUCAGCCAAGCAGUGACAGGACUCCCUCUCAACAUACACAAGGCACCCCAUUAACCACAACUUCCAGAGUGGUCCAGUGACAGUGGAACAACCCUGAAGUACACAGCAACAGGGGACAGAGCCACUAAGCUGGAUAGGGGCAAGCCCCACAGCAACAGCCCUCCAUGGCCCCUCUCCUGCAAGCAGCAGCAACACCAGCCCCACAGGUAGAACAAGGCUCCCACAGCCACCCCCCAUGGAUGGCCACACUCUAAAGGCAGUUGGGAGCAUAAAGCUGGCCCCAGCACCUGUGGACAUUGCCUGUCAUGCCCCCCCAGUCUUGAGAGCUGAAACCUCUUGUGUCCAAGCUAUAGCACUCACAGCAGGGAAUACACCACUCCAGGGGCUCUUGGUACACAGGACUCAACCAGCACUUAGCACUUUGCAUCAGGGAAGAAUAGCCAUCUUAGAGGCUCAGAGCUUUCAGCUUCUAUUUACCAAAGAACCCCCACUACUUGACAGUAACAUUGGACCUAUGCACACAGGCAGGGCUCAGCAAACAGCCAACUGCUUGGUUAAUAGUCUUUGGCACUUCAGGCACCUCCACUGCCCACCCAAACUCAGCUCAGUGAUGAGAGGGCACUGACCCAUCAAGCAAAAGCUACUGAGCUGGGUCUCCACCUGCCCACCAGGGGCACCCCCCAUAUAGGGCCCAACAACAGGGCUCUAACUCCAGAACCAGCCACGCAGGACCCAAAAGGCACCAGGCUUCUGGUGGGCAAACAGUAGUACAUAGAUACUACUGGCAAACACCCAGAAACCAUAGGCUCUGACACUCAGGCAAUCCAGGGACCACCAACUCCAGGCCCCAAUGAGCCACCCCAUUACAAACCUUUGCUGGAUCUACUGUAAUGUACCCCCCAUGGGGUUAUGGUAGCCUGGGUACUGCCCAGGGGGACAGGUACUCAAGAGACCCCACCAGCACAAGCUCCCCCUGCAGACCUACCAGGUCUCUCUUGCACACUAGAGUCGCACCAUGGCUCAUCCUUUCUCUAGCAUCUCCAACAGCACCACACAAAUGCUCCUCUAGCCCCAAAACACCCAUGUGCCCAUGCGGUGUCAAAGCACUGACUCUUUCCAAAGUGAAUGCUCCAAGGUAGCAGGAUACCCCACUAAGAACCAAGGCAGUAUCCACCAGGCUACACCAAUUAGCAGCCACAGGCACCCACAGCUCUGAGAGCAAAGACUGACCCCAAGCCUCACCUGGGGUCCACCUACAACCUGACUGCUUAGUGAGCAUCAACCAUAGAAUACAAGGGCCUUGUCACUGCAUCCCAGGUGGGUGGUCACCUUGGGCAGGAGCCCAGAGACCCUCACACAGUGUAAGCCAGAAGGCAGGUGCCUGGUGGUGGUCAGAACAGCACAGAGCAUGGCCACAGAAGACCAAGGCAAGAUGGGCUACAGGCUCUGAGGGCCCAACUCUGAGGCCAUAAAUGCACAGUAGGAUCAGCUCAUGAUACUAGCAACUGCAUGACUGACCAUCCAAGAGAGGACAAGCUCCCUAAGGAGCUAACACACCACUGGUAUAUUUGCGGGCACUCAGUCAACCCCAACUUGGUCUGAGGCCAGCAGCAUAGCAGGGGGCCCCACCUAUUACCAUGGCUCAUUUUCACAGUAUAAGAAGAGCAAGGCACAUGGGGGGGUCAGAACCUUAUAAACCGGAACACAGAGACUGAGCAAGUCCUGACCCAUUGGGACACUCAGCAGCAGCAUCUCCACGGAAAACAUGCACCCAGCAGGACACCUGCAUCCUCCUCCCAGCCACAAUGUGCCAAAUUCACAGCAUGGGCAGCAGUCACCAGCAUUUGGUGGUGCAAGGCCUGAACCAAUAGCAGCCUGAGACUUGGAGAGCUUUCUCUACACAGCCACCUGCACCCACUUUGUGGGCACAGGGCACCCCCUCACAGGAAGGGCCAGUGCAGGGCAGAGCUCACCGUGUAGGUGGGGGAGUGACACCUGUCGUAACAGUCUUGAAACAAUGCGUCCAACCCCAUUCAAAAACUACUCCCCUCGCCAAUUCCCCGAUGGGGGGUGCAUUGUGAGUCCAGUGUACGCAUCACGCAUGAGGCACAACUGCUCUUGUCAGGUCUUGUGGCGUCUGCGGGACACUCACAGUCCUGCCGGGCAAAAGCUCUGCUCACCAGCACCCGGAAUUGCUCCAAGACCCUCUUUAUAGAACUCCGC
Messenger RNA from Talpa occidentalis (Iberian mole), 6137 nucleotides. RefSeq lists its product as uncharacterized. Bases 394 to 1116 code for a protein of 240 amino acids. The record is from RefSeq and is a predicted model, not a curated record. The transcript is spliced from 4 exons. NCBI's taxonomy places the organism in Eukaryota, Metazoa, Chordata, Mammalia, Eulipotyphla, Talpidae.